AAGUAGUUGCACAACCAAUGAAUCCGAACGAUUCAAUGUCGCCCCGUGCGCGGCGAAUGACACAGCACAACCCAUGUCAGAAGGAGACCGAGGCGAGCUACAAGUGCCUCGACGAGAACAACUACAACCGAGACAUGUGCGGCCAGUUCUUUGACGCUUACAAGGCGUGCAAGCAGCGAUGGCAUGACGAGCGCGCGGAAGCAAGGCGGAAAAAGUACGAGGAAGAGAGCUUGUUUCGGCACAUCAAGCUCGCAUUCGGCUUUGGUCCGCAACCAUCGUCAUCAGAGCAGUCGGAAGCCAAGUCGGAAGCCAAGGCGGAAGCAAUGCCUGGAUCACCGUCAUCCAAAAAUUAGGCGCAAGCGACGACGGGUGGGCAAACAGCGUAGCCGCAUUGAAUCAACUUUGGUCUGAGAAGAUCAGCAAGCUCAAGACGUUGCAUUGCUCGUUGGCUUGCCCAGUUGCAUCGUCCACCAAAGAGUCCAAAAGCAAGGCAGUAAUGAUGGUUGUUCUGGAACGAUGGUCAAACUGCCAAAAUGUGUACAAUAUUCGUUACUCAAUCAAAAUGGC
This is a messenger RNA of Capsaspora owczarzaki ATCC 30864, 567 nucleotides long. RefSeq lists its product as hypothetical. Bases 18 to 353 code for a protein of 111 amino acids. The transcript has 2 exons. NCBI's taxonomy places the organism in Eukaryota, Filasterea, Ministeriida, Capsasporidae. The record is from RefSeq and is a predicted model, not a curated record.